CACUUUCACAGACAAUCAUCUUAGAGUACUACAUUGUCUCCAAUCCUCUUCCUUUUUAACAGCAAAAAUGGGUUACUCCAAGACCUUUCUUCUCCUUGGUCUUGUCUUUGCUGUGGUGCUAUUCAUCUCCUCUCAUGUCUCAGCUCGUGACCUGCUUGCUGAGCCUGCUCAAAACGAGGAAAUGGUCAAAACUGAAGAUGAACACGACCAUGAACAUCAUCAUCAUGAUCAUGAUGAUCAUGAUCAUCAUCAUCAUCAUGACCAUGACCAUGACCAUGAUGAUAAGCACCAUGGAGGUAGUCCCCCGGGACAUGAUGAAAUAGGGGAAAAGGUCGAAACUGACUCUGUGGGGGAGGCCAAACGUGAACAUCGCCGUAGACGUCGUCAUGGUGAUCACUCAGGACACGAUUAGACAAAUCCUUCGUCCUAUAUAUAUAUGCUAUAUAUCUGUAUGCAUGGGUGCAUGUCUAAGAAACAUGUAUCUUAAUUAUCUAAGUUUGUAAUGUCAAUAAGGUUGUGUAGCUUAUAAACUCUCAACCACAGCAUGCAGCUGUAUAAGCUUUAUCUUUCUACUUUUUUCAUGUGUAUCAAUUCUGCCUUUUAUGUAUUAAAAUAUGCUUCAACU
Molecule: messenger RNA, 625 nt
Organism: Corylus avellana
Lineage: Eukaryota; Viridiplantae; Streptophyta; Magnoliopsida; Fagales; Betulaceae
Source: RefSeq, a predicted model, not a curated record